UUUUUUCUUUUGGCCACCAAAUUGUGUUUCAUUUUAAUAAUAAUAAAAAAUAGUUUUAAGUUUUGAUUGUCAACUUUGUUAUUUUUCAAACAUUUGUGAUAUCAAUUGGGUGCUUGUUUUUGUUGGUGAUUUUGUGAACUUUAGGGAGAAUACCUACCUUGUAUUUGAAGUUGUUACUUUGCUUUGCACUGGCUCAUAGAAUCUUCUUCUUUUAGCAGUGGAGUCUUCAUUCAUCAUUGUCAAGUUAUUUUCCUUACAGUUUUCCCUUCAUACUUGCUAUGCACCAACGUAAACCAAGAAAUUUCUAAUAAAAUAAAGUGAUGCAAUUUUGGAUGGUAUUUGUAUGAUAGGGAAGAUGUGGGGACAGUUUAUGUGUGUAAUCAAGUCAUUGAAAUUCAGAAGCCUUAUUUUGCAUGUAUGAUUCCAUGCAAGCCAAGAUGAUGCCCUAAAUCCAAUGUAACUAUUGAGUGAGCUAUUAUGUUUGUACUUUAGUUGGAACCAAUUUUAUUCUGAAUAAUUGACUCUUUACAGUGCUCCUUUCGUAGGACACUUCUGUUGGAAAUUGAGCAUCCAAGAAGAUGCAACAGUUGUGCACUGGGUACACCCAUGUCCAAUGCUCAGUUGACUGAUUAACAAAUAGUAAUAAUCGCCAUAAAUGGAAUAAAUUCACCACAUAAGGUGGUUUUAGGCAAGAAGCUUGCUGCUCAAACAAGAAAAUGGAGCUAAGUACCAUCAAAGAUGCAUUUGAGCGUGUUGUGAAGAAGCAAAAAUUAUGUUCUUCUAGAUCCCAAGAAGUAAUUGACCUAGUUGGUCGCGAAAUUGAACAGGCACUGACACGACUCCUAUCAGCUCAUGAUCCCACCUCUCCUGUUGAUUAUAGAUCCAUCCUUGCAGAGCUUAAACUCAAGCUCAAUGGAAUUGGCCCAAUCCACCUGUUAGAGGGCUCACAUAAGGAACUAAACGGAAACCUUAGCAAGUACACUAAAUUCCUGGAAAAGUCCUUGAAUCCAGACAUAUCAAAGGCAUACCGAGAUGUUGACUUCGACCAUCACAUUGAGAAUCAGCUGAUUGCAAAUCAUUUUUACCGGCAAGGUUCGUUUGAUCUGGGAGAUGGCAUAAUAGAUGAGGCUGGAGAACCAGAGUCAACCAUUCUAAAAUCUCAGUUCGUGGUAAUGCAUCAGAUACUUGAGGCUAUGAAGGUUAAGAACCUCGAGCCUGCUCUGAACUGGGUCUCUGCUAACCGCGAGAAACUGAAUCAGAGUGGGUCAAAUCUCGAGCUUAAACUUCAUAGUUUGCAGUUUCUGGAGAUUUUGAAAAAGGGAACUCAAGCUGAUGCACUUAAAUAUGCCAGGACUUGCCUUGCUCCUUUUGCUUCUCCCGCCUCCCCUCACAAGGAAGAGGUCCUGAAGCUCAUGGGUUGCCUGUUGUAUCCAGGAAGGCUUGACAGCUCCCCAUAUUCUGAGUUUACAUCCCCAACCCAUUGGGAGAAGUCGAUGGAGGAUCUUACGCGGCAGUUCUGCAGUCUGUUGGGGCAGUCCUAUAAUAGCCCGUUGAGUAUGACAAUAGCUGCUGGAUUGGAAGGGUUGCCAACUCUCUUGAAGUUGGCAAAUGUAAUGGCUGCGAAGAAGCAGGAGUGGCAGGCGAUGAAACAAUUGCCAGUCCCUGUGGAGUUGGGGAAGGAAUUUCAGUUCCAUUCAAUAUUUGUCUGUCCUGUGAGCAGAGAUCAAAGCAGUGAAGAGAAUCCGCCUAUGUUGAUGCCAUGUUUGCAUGUUCUCUGCAAGCAAUCAAUCCUGAAGCUGACCAAGAGCAGCACACGAACAUUUAAAUGCCCGUAUUGUCCAGCAGAGGCUUCAGCUGCUCAGUGCCGCCAGCUAUUUUUCUGAAUUGUAAUCACCCUUUCUCUGCAAGAUCUAUGGUGAUACCGUACAUUGCCUCCAUGUGAGAUAUCAGUUUGUAUAUAGACAUUCCUUCCAAACUCGUUGUUUGAUUCUUGAAGUACCAUUAAUUUGCAUAAAAUGUUGAACAAACAUUUGUUAAUUUCAUGGCAUGUGAUGUAAUACAAAGGUUAUCUGUUGGAAGCAGCCUAGAA
Molecule: messenger RNA, 2089 nt
Organism: Prunus dulcis (almond)
Lineage: Eukaryota; Viridiplantae; Streptophyta; Magnoliopsida; Rosales; Rosaceae
Product: protein RMD5 homolog
Exons: 2
Coding region: 717-1883 (388 amino acids)
Biological process (GO): proteasome-mediated ubiquitin-dependent protein catabolic process
Cellular component (GO): GID complex; cytoplasm; nucleus
Molecular function (GO): ubiquitin protein ligase activity
Source: RefSeq, a predicted model, not a curated record